Messenger RNA from Camellia sinensis, 2012 nucleotides. Lineage: Eukaryota; Viridiplantae; Streptophyta; Magnoliopsida; Ericales; Theaceae. The record is from RefSeq and is a predicted model, not a curated record.
CUGUCCCUCUCACAACUGUUUCUCUUUCUGUCUCUGUUUUUCUCUCUCUCCAAACGGAGACUCUGUUGGAGAGUGUUCUCUUGUCAACCUCAAUCUUUAACCCUAACCCUCCACCCUCGUUCUCGAUUCAUCCUGUAGGAAACGAUGGCGUUGAAGUUUAAACAUUGAAAUUGGUCAAAUGUUUUUGCAGAUUUUAUGCCGCAAUUAAGGUUGAGCAAUUUCAGUAAGAAUCACAGGUUUUUGUUUAGUGUAAUUCAGAAUGAAAAAUUCAAUGUUGUAAUGAUGUCAUACACUGCUACAUACGUUAUUGACUGAUUGAAGGUGUGAAAAGGAGCUUUCCAAUCAGCCCAAUGGGAGACUCCUUAUGUCUGUUUUGUUCAAGAAAGAAGUUGGAGCCAAAGGUCAUUAUCACUACUAAAAAUCAGCCUGCGGAUUCUUUAUCAAAGGGUUUCUCUCAGAAGACUUUACAAGGUGUGACUUCAACGAAACAUGGGUUAAUUGGAAAUGGGGUUGUUGGUGAUAUAGGACUCUUUAUAGUAAAAACUGCAGCCCUUGAGAUUGUACGGAGGUACACAUGCGCCAAGUGUCCUGUUGUUUGGCGUCGCCUUCAGGCAUUGCAAGUUCUCUGCUAUCCACCAUUUAAGUGGAUCGAAAGAUGGACACCCUUUAAAGCUUUGGUUAAAUACAUGCAGAGUUUGUCAAAGCCAUUACUAGUCCUCACAAUUGCUACAGUUUUCUCUGAUCAACCGGCGUGUACAACAAAAAAAGUGGAUAGUUCACAUGAUUCUCAAACAUAUUCUGAAUCACAACAGGAGACAUCUUCACAAUUGCCAACUUCAGACUCAAGGUCUUGUGAUGCAGUCCCUGAAAGUUUAUCUACCGAAAAUUGGUUGCAACAAUUCCACAAAGAGCUUGAGAAGCUGGGUAUUACUUUACCAGAAAGGCUUAAUGAUGAUGAGCUUCAUAGAUUUUACACUGCUGCAAAUGGUGAGUUUUCAAGGUUGCUAUCAUCAAUCAAGAAGACAAUUCAUUGGAGGCAGACUUUUACUUUUCUUUCACCACAAGAGCUUGAGUCUUGGUCGCAUUUGGUCUUUUGGCAUGGAUAUGAUGUACAGCUACGGCCUUGCCUCAUUAUUCGACUAGGUCUUGCUUGCUCUAGCUUGAGAUCCAACAACAGACCUAUCUUCACUAAAGCAGUUGUUUCCCAGGUAGAGCAUGGGGUAAUGCACUUGGUUAAUGUCAAAAAUCCUCAAAUUACAGUUUUGAUGGAUUGUGAAGGAUUAUCUCCUUCUGGAUUCCCCAUGCAAAUGUUGAGAUCUUGUGCUCUCCUUUUGCAAGAUCAUUACCCAAACCGUCUUGGCUAUUUGAUUAUCAUACAGCUUCCUACAGUUGCCCAAGUGAUUACACAAACUUUGUUUCAAGUUAUGCGACCCACCACACAGCAAAAAUUUCGGAUUGUUGGAGAAAACUACCAGAAGGUUCUCUGGGAGUACCUUCAGGCACUCCCUUCCUUUCUUGGCGGUAAGUAUUAUUGCCUAAAAUGUUCAGACCAAGUUGUCACGCACAAUAUGAAUGAAGAGAUCGUUCUGAUGAGAGCAAGUGGGCGUCUUGCAAAUAAUGAGAAUGUGCCUUCACCGGCAUCACGUCAUCUUACUGGGAACAGGGUGAAUCAGGGCAGCGAUCAAAUAAUGAGGAUUGUGAUUAUCAGCAUCCUCAUGAUGUGUAUAUUUAUCGCUUUUGUUUUGGCAAAGCAAUACCCAGAUUAUCUCUCUUUGUUGAAAUGGCACAGUGGUCCAUGAGCGAGUUCUCUUUGUUUAUGUGGAGGCUAGUUGUUCGUGACCCAGACUGGUGGUUGACUUUGUAUAGCUGAAUCGGUUUGGGUCUUUCCUCCAGUAAGCCUGUUUUAACUUUUUUCUGUUGACAACUGAAACAAAUUGUGGUCUUUUUCAUGAUCACGGAGAGAAGAAUAAAAGGUUUAAUGGUGAUAGCAUCAGCUGUAUAUUUUGUGGUUA